UAGGCCUAGACAAAAGCCAUACGCUCCGGAGCGAAUCUAUUUCUACAGUCGUUGACGCUUAGGCGUUUACGCUUAUAAUUUGCUAGCCAAACGCCAAUGCGCUUAGCGAACGUUGUUUCUACAGCGUCGUACGAUAAAAGUUUAAAUUGUCUAUGGUUUUCGUCUUUCGAACUGUCAAACAAAUUGUCAUUAAAUGUCAUUCUCAGUUUGAGCAUUCAAAACUCAUCAAAACAAAAACUUUGGCUUUUAACUGAAAGUGAUUUAAAAUUAUCAUUGAUACGUAUCAAAAUGGAGCCAAGGCAAGGGAGAGCGAGCCAGGAACAACAAAUGGCGCUGUUAGAAUUUAUGGAAAACCAUGGUGACUUGGCAAAACCGCAGCCUGGUCCACAAGGGCGGUUGUUGUCAAACCAAUUAUGGACCGACUUAACGGAACUUCUGAACUCCAUGGGUGGGGGGGUACUAAAAUCCACCGAAAAAUGGAAAAAAGUAUGGGCGGACUGGAAAACUAAAACUAAAAAAAAAGCCAUCUUGAUUAAGCGGCACACGUCUGGAACGGGGGGAGGCCCAAGUAAUGGGCUGACCCUCACAGCGCCGGAAGAAAGGCUGAUUGCCAUAAUGGGAGUUAAUGCUGUGGAGGGUCAGCCUAACAUCUCAGAGUUGGGAUUCAAUAGACGUCCAGUGAAUCCAAGUCAUGCAAAUCUAGUGCAUAGAGAAGAUGCUUCGUCUAUCAUCAUUCAAGCUGAAGUCAAUGACCCACAACAGCCUGAGCUCCCCGAACAGUCUGCUGAGCUCCCCCAACAUCCUGCUGAGCUCCCCGAACAGCCUGCUGAGCUCCCCCAACAGCCUGCUGAGCUCCCCCAACAGCCUCGAGAACGCCAUGCUGCGCCUCGGCGACAGCGACACAGGGAGCUGGAGUCGCCCCAUUCGUCCUCACCCACUACUCCGCAACGAAGAACACGCAGGAGAAGAGAAACGCCGUUUGAAAGGGCGUGUAUGGAGUUCACCAAGAUAGAACGAAGGCGUCUGCAGAUGGAACAAGAAAGGGAGAAAAUGCACCACGAAAGGGAAAUGCUGCGGCUGCAUUUAGAGUCGGAAAGAAUUCAAGUGGCAGUAAGAACAAAUGAACUUCUAAACAGUUUGCUACAAGUCAAUCAAAAUAUUUUAAACGUUUUAGGCGUAUAAUAUUAUGGUGCAUUUUCUCCCUUUCUUUCUCCAUCUGCAGCUACAGACGCCUUCGUUCUAUCUUAGAGAAUCUUAUAUUAUAAGUUGGUUGAUUAUUUGUUAAGAUUUUAAUUCAAAUAUACUAUAGUAGUUAGAAGCAUGUUACUAGUAAGUAUGUCUUUUAGAAGUUUUGAUAAAACUAAAGACUGAUUUUUUUGUUUAAUGUUUUGUUUGAUUCAUUUUAUGUUUUAAUUA
Messenger RNA from Plutella xylostella (diamondback moth), 1416 nucleotides. RefSeq lists its product as uncharacterized. The record is from RefSeq and is a predicted model, not a curated record. NCBI's taxonomy places the organism in Eukaryota, Metazoa, Arthropoda, Insecta, Lepidoptera, Plutellidae. Gene Ontology annotation, cellular component: nucleus.